Molecule: messenger RNA, 1650 nt
Organism: Syngnathus acus (greater pipefish)
Lineage: Eukaryota; Metazoa; Chordata; Actinopteri; Syngnathiformes; Syngnathidae
Gene: csdc2b
Product: cold shock domain containing C2, RNA binding b
Exons: 4
Coding region: 340-807 (155 amino acids)
Biological process (GO): regulation of mRNA stability
Cellular component (GO): cytoplasm
Molecular function (GO): mRNA 3'-UTR binding
Source: RefSeq, a predicted model, not a curated record
CGACGCGCAUGCGCACUCUGGCACACGGCAUCGGAAACCACCGUCAGCUGCGCACGCCCGCCCGCCCGCCGUCACAUUAGAUUUUCCCCAUUAUUUAUUUGAUUUGCUCCUUAUAUAAUGCUACGCAUCCAUUCAACUCACACGUUUGACACAGUGAGCCAGCCGACCGUCCAACUAGCUGGUUGGGACCGCGCUCAUGUGUGAUAGACACGAAGUGACAGUGCUGACCCGGAUAACUUGCUGAGCUCGUGUUCCAUACUGAAGGAGGCCUCACAGGAGACAGCUGUGUUCAGCGGCAGACUGCAGCAUCCCCCUCGUCUUCCUCCGAUCGAACUCAGCAUGACGGACCCCAACCUCACGUCACCCUCGGCGACCCCGCUUCGAUCCCCCGAUGCCCAGCUCAGCGUCUCCUUCCCGUUCCUUAGGGAGGGGAGUCGAGUUUGGGAGGAAAGGGGAGAGCAGGCGCUACCCAGGGAACUUCCCAGCCCGCUGCCGACCAAACGUACUCGCACAUACUCGGCCACGGUCCGAGCUCACUCAGGUCCGGUGUUCAAGGGCGUUUGUAAGAACUUCUCAAGAUCCCAGGGACACGGAUUCAUCCGGCCGAGCCAUGGUGGCGAAGAUGUCUUUGUUCACAUCUCAGACAUCGACGGGGAAUAUGUUCCCGUUGAAGGCGACGAGGUCACAUACAAAGUGUGCAGAGUCCCCCCCAAGAACCUGAAGGUGCAGGCGGUGGAGGUGAGGAUAAUUCAUCUGAACCCAGGCACCAAACACGAGACCUGGUCCGGGCAGAUCAUCAGUUCUUAGGUUUGGAUCGUGGAUGUACAGGGUGUAGAUGGACGGACUGAAAAAGGUAUAUCAAGCGCAUGUUCCCUUUGCCGUUUCACUUAAUAGCUACCGCUCUUCCACUAACUAUGACGGGAUCAAACAUUUGAUUUAUGUUGAUCGCGCAAGACCUGCAAACAAAGGUAGCGAAUGAUAAAAGGUGCCAAAAACAAUCCCUUAGUACGGAUUUCUGAUCGUUACGGUACAAAAUAGGGCACCAAAUAUUCUUCCUGGUUCUUACGUAAAGUGCAAGUUCAUUGGAAGAGGAGCGCGAAUGUUUAGUUUUGCUUGAGGAAAAAAAAAAUAUUCGAGCACUAACACAGGAAAAAGUAGAUUUAAGUGGUAGUUUUGGUCAGGAGUUGUUCUGGAGGACUGAAGCAGCACGGAACAUGCAUAUCAAAUGUUAUUUUACUGUCUUGUUUACUCCUUUUGAUGAUUUAACUGUUAAAUCUUGGGUUGCGGGAAAUACCAAAAUAUCCCAAAUUGUGAAACUUCACUCCGAGUUAAGUGAGAAAUAAGGCUCCACUUGUUUUGCUGUUGUAUUUGAAAUCAUUUUGUGUACGGAGCCGUGAACUAAUUCAAAUACUCCGUGUGUGUUUUGUGUAUGCUUAGUUUGUAUGAUAGUCGACUCCUUGACUUUCUAGUCACAGAACUGUUCGUUGUACUGUAGAAUUUCAGGUUGUGAUCAGUUCAACUGUAUUGUGUUCUAAUGGUACUACGACCUCUUUAGCAUUUCUGUCUGUCUCACUGUCAACAUAGAAUUUGGAUUAUUAUUCGUCACCUCCAAGUUUUGUUUCCUUUGGUGGGGGCUUCUACUGAGCCAUG